AUGGCAGCUUUACCACCAAACUUCGGCGCAUUAGUCUUUCUACGUGUCGUACAGGCCUUCGGUUCGGCAGCUGUGGUCUCAAUGGGAGCUGGAACAGUGGCAGAUACAACGGAACCGAAACAUCGUGGAAAAGCGAUGUCUCAUUUCCUCCUGGGUCCGCAGCUGGGCCCUGUUAUCGGACCUGUGUUGGGAGGCGCUCUUGCAGAGGCUUCGUGGAGAUGGAUCUCUGGCUUCCUCGCUCUGACUGGAUUCACGCUGUGGCUCAUGAUCGUCUUCGCCCUCCCAGAGACACUACGCUGUCGUGUGGGCAAUAGCCAGAUCAACACUAAAUCAUGGUUCGUCUGGCCACCUCGUCUGGCUACUGAGACAGCGCCGCCUGAGGAACAAGGACCAAAGCCACCAAAGCCGACACUCCAGGGCUACUGGAAGCUCUUCAGCUAUCCUCCUAUUGGCAUUGUCUCAUUCAACACUGCAAUCCUGUAUGCUGCCUAUUUCUCCAUUGCUGUCGACCUACCAAGGAGCUUCAAGGGAGCUUACGGAUGGAGCGAAAGCGAAGUCGGCGCUGCCUACCUCGCAGUGGGAGUGGCUCUCAUUGUUGGCUCUCUCGUGGGAGGCAGAGUCAAUGAUUGGCGACGCAGAGUCAUGCAUGCGAAGUCGGGCGAUGCUGAGGUCGCCCCAGAAAGUCGACUUGUUGACCAAAUUUGGGGCGUCGUCCUCUGCGCAGGAGGAACACUCAUGUACGGCUGGUUCGUUGACCGACGUAUCCACCCCGCCGCGGUAUUGGUGGCCACCUUCAUCACGGGCUUCAGUAUGAGUUGGGUCUUUGUCUCAUCAACGGCAUUCCUGACAGAGUGUGCACCGAUGCAAGCAGCUGGAGCAUUUGCACUUGGCAACAUGCUUCGCAAUCCUGCAGCUGCGAUUGCUGCUGUCAUCACACCAUCUUUGAUCAGGGACAUGGGUAUAGGGUGGUUCUUCACGGGGUUUGCACUGCUUGACUUGGUAGUCGUCGGCAGUUCCGUCCUGAUUCUCAGGUGGAGGAGCCCCUACUGGCGGGCGAAGAAGAAAGCAGCCGCGAAAGCAGCGACCUGA
Messenger RNA from Fulvia fulva, 1089 nucleotides. RefSeq names its product Multidrug transporter DTR1. The record is from RefSeq and is a predicted model, not a curated record. NCBI's taxonomy places the organism in Eukaryota, Fungi, Ascomycota, Dothideomycetes, Mycosphaerellales, Mycosphaerellaceae. Bases 1 to 1089 code for a protein of 362 amino acids. The transcript is spliced from 3 exons. Gene Ontology annotation, molecular function: amine transmembrane transporter activity. Gene Ontology annotation, biological process: amine transport; transmembrane transport.